GACUAUCCUGCUACUUCUUCCCCUCGGAGGGAAACCCUAGCUUUCCACCCCAAUCAAGCUCCCCAGACCUGGCUACCGGAUCUCAGAUUUUCCGUUGUAUAAUUUGAGUUUUUUUUCCAGCUUAGGUUAUAUCUGUAGUAUAUGUGGAUCGGAUUUAGUUUCGUAGUUUUUCAUUAUUGUAAUUCUCAUUCGUCGUAGAAUAAUGAAUGAGAUACAUGUUUUUUUCCACUUAUUUUUGUGUUGCUGUUAAUUUCAUGCGUGAAUCCUUGUACUGCAACGUUGUAACUGAUGUAUCUUAGAGAGGAUUAAGGGGUUUCUUUUGGCUGUGAGAAUUAUCUAUGGAGAUGCAAAAUUCUCGUAGGCCAUUUGACAGAUCGAGAGUGGAGCCAGGGCCAAAGAAGCCAAGGUUAACUGAAGAUCCACCCACGGAUCGUAUAUCGAAUGGAGGAAGUUUGAUACAGACACGCUUGGCGGCCGCCAGUCAGGCAGUUGCAAGAUUCAGAGCUAGCGAAAGGGGAGGAGAUUCGGAUAACAGUGAAUCGGGUCGUGGAUCAUAUCCACAACCACAGCAGCAACACAAUCAUCAGGAGCUGGUUAGUCAGUAUAAGACUGCUUUGGCCGAGCUGACUAUCAAUUCGAAGCCAAUAAUUACCAAUCUGACUAUCAUUGCUGGAGAGAGUAUGGCAGCUGCAAAGGCUAUUGCAGCCACGAUCUGUACCAAUAUUCUUGAGGUUCCCAGUGAUCAAAAGCUGCCAUCUCUCUAUCUUUUGGACAGUAUUGUGAAGAAUAUUGGGAGGGAUUAUAUUAAGUAUUUUGCUAUCAGACUACCUGAGGUUUUCUGCAAGGUUUAUAGACAGGUGGAUCCAUCAAUACAUUCUAGCAUGCGGCAUCUUUUUGGAACUUGGAAGGGCGUCUUCCCUCCACUAACUCUUCAAUCAAUAGAGAAGGAGCUUGGAUUUACAGCAGUCAAUGGUUCAGCUUCAGGAACAACUAGAAAUGAUUCACAGACUCCUCGACCUGCACGUAGUAUUCAUGUGAACCCCAAGUAUUUGGAGGCUCGGCAGAGCCUACAGCAGCCACCUAGGGCAAAAGGAACUACUGGUGGCAUUAGUGCAACUUUUGUAAGCUCACCUGAUGAUGUGGAGAGAUUGGAAAGGACAGCCAGUGUUAGUUCUGGUCCUGGAAAACCUUGGGUGGAUCCUUCUAUUAAGAAUAUUCAGAAUGUUCAGAGAAGUCAUUUGAAUGAACCUGUCCUUGAGAAAACCUUAAAUGUGGAGAGAACUGCAAAUAUGGCAUAUUCAGACCCUGCUUAUGGUUCUGAGAUAUCAAGGCGGCCUGCUUUACAUUCAGAAAGAAAUAGUGAAAAAUAUAAGAAACAAGGUUUUGAUAAACCAUGGUAUGAUUCUGAGAGCAGUGCCACGGGUAUAAUAUCCGGCGAAAGGAAUGGUUAUGAUCUCAAGCAUGGCCUUCAAAACUAUCAGACCCGCAAAUCGUCCAGUGCUGAAGCAUAUAUGCACACUGCACAAGAUUCUACCAAUAGAAUUGGUCCUGGGUUGAAUGGGAGUUGGAAGAAUUCUGAUGAAGAAGAAUAUCCAUGGGAUGAUAUCCAUUCAAGAUUGCCCAACCAUGCUAUAGCCAAAAACUCACUAAAAGACCACUGGGCAACUGAUGAAUUUGAAAGAAUGGAGUUGCAAACCCAGCCAAGAAGAUUGCAAAGCAAAAGGGAUGCUGGUGGAUCAGGUUUCAAUCCUGAUGUUUCUAUUUCUUCAGUAGCAAACAAACGCCAAUCAACUUUAGGAGGGGAGGGGUCACCACUGUGGCCAAGAGAACCACACGUUUUAGAUGGUGUUACUGCUCCAGUACUUCCCGCUAGAGACCUUUUGAGGCAGUCUGCUGAAGGCUAUGGUACUUCUUUUAAUCGGUUGUCGAAUUCCCAAACAAAAUUUGGACUAUCCUCAAAUGCUCUUCCUUUGGAAAAGGAGUCUCGUGCUGCUGCAUCUCCCUCUGCACACUCACCUAUGCACCAGCUUUCACCAUCACCAUCUAAUGAUCAAGGAUCAUUCAACAUGACGGAGCAAGACAAUGCAGACACUAGCACUUCUCAUUUUUCAAGGAGGUCAAGUUUAGAUCCCCGUCAGAGGUUUUAUCAGGACACUCUUUCUAGCAGUGCCGAUUUUGGCGGUAAUUCACAGAGAAAAAUUUCCCCAGGUUUAUCAUAUUCUUCUCCAAUGAUGACAUCUUCUCAAGGAAGGGACCAUUCUCCAUUCUCUAAGCAUUUAGAUCCAAAACCUAAGGUGGCUGAAUAUCUGGACCAAGGCAGGAGACAGCUGAGUUCUCAAAUUUCAGGUGCAACUGAACCACUUCAUGGGGUUUCAGCACCUGGCCACUCAAAUAUUCCUUGUGCUGAACCCACCUUGCAAGCAACUACUAGCAGCUUGUUAGCUGCUGUAAUGAGCAGUGGCAUAUUGGGUACUAAUCAUGUGGCAAUUGACAACUUGCCCAGAUCAAACUCCGAGGAUGCAGGGUCUUUGUCAUCUCAAUCAGAUACUCAUCCCCCUCCAUCAACUAUGAAGAGCAAACUUGCUGCUGUUAUAAGCCGGCCUUCAGAGGGGAAUACAUCAGUUCUCAGUACACGUUCCAAGGGAGGACAAAUGGAAAGACCACCUUUGCCACCUAGCCGAAUUUCUUCUCUCCUGGCUAGUGAAAAUUUGGCUGGUGCUGGCUCUAGUCCAGUGUCAAGCCUUUUGAGUACAUUAGUAGAGAAGGGACUGAUAACUUCAUCGAAAGAACAGUCCCCAGUUCCUAUUGAUUCACGUGUGGAUCCUCAAAUUCCAAGACAGAGUCCAACUGUAAAUACUAGUUCGGAAACUGCUUCAGCAUCUCCUGUCUGUAAAGAAAAUCCGUCAUUGUCAACGGAGUGCGACCAGUUUUUUGCAAAACCUGUCGUUAAAACUUCUGAUAGCUUACGGCAGCCCAUUUCAAGAGAUCAGAAUGGUUUGAUCGGUGUUGUUUUUAAGCCAGAUGUUAUUCGUCAACCACAUCCUGCAGUGAUCAAUGAACUUUUAGAUGAUCUUCCUCAUCAGUGCCAUACAUGUGGUCAUAAACUAAAGCUCAAGGAACAACUCGACAAGCAUUUGAUUUGGCACGAAUCCAGAAUUUCAGAUGUGGAAAUGUUGAGUAAGGCUUCAAGGAAGUGGUAUGUAAAUUCAACAGAAUGGGAUUUCGGAAAUGCAACUAGUUUCAACGAAUAUCCUGACGGGAGUCCGGAAUGUACCGAGGAGAUGGUCCCCGCUGAUGAGAGCCAGUGUUUAUGUAUCUUAUGUGGUCAGCUUUUUGAGGAUGUUUUCAGUGUUGAAAUGGAUCAGUGGAUGUUCAAAGGCGCUGUUUAUUUGAGUAGUCAGUAUUUUGCUGACAAGACACCUAGAGCUGACAUGGGUCCUGCUCUGGGUCCUAUUGUCCACAAGAACUGCAUUACUGAGACUUCUCUUCAUGAUUUGAGGCUGGUAAAGGAUGAUAUUAAACAGGAAGAUUAAUGCCUGAGAGUGCCGUAAACUCUGGAGAUCGGACACUGCAUAUAUUUCAAGGUUUAGAUGUGUGCUCAUACAGGGCAAAUCCAUGGCUCCUUAGGCAAUUAUCGGCUUUUAUUCGAGUCUAGAAGAGGUUGCAUAUGAGCGAAAGCUACACAUCGACCUGCAGAGGAGCCUCAGGUGGAGCCCAUCCCCCAGAAGAGAAUUUUGGCCAUUAAAGAAAGGUCUCGUAGUAUUAUAAUUUGCUGGUUAGGCAUCGUUCGUUAGCUUUAAUGGCCAUUGAUUAUUUCUUGUGAUAUGAACAUCUUAUUUUUCACAUUCUCUGCGUUGGAACACACACAGAAAAAACAAAAGGGGAAAUGCUUGGUCACUGCAUCCAGUUGUUGUAUACGAGUAAAUCAAAAAGGGAAAAAAAUGAACAGAUAUUGUGUGAGAGAGAGAUAUAUGGCUUGUCUUGAUUUUGUCAUUUGUAUUUUUUCCCAGACGAAAUUGGUACAGCAAUGUGUCUCUAGCUUCUAGCAUAGCAAAUCAGCAAUCUUUUGAACUUGAACCAAUGUACGGAGUAUUAUUGGAGUAAAUUUUACUCCUUUCA
Messenger RNA from Cuscuta campestris, 4119 nucleotides. Lineage: Eukaryota; Viridiplantae; Streptophyta; Magnoliopsida; Solanales; Convolvulaceae. The record is from the annotation of a GenBank genome assembly.